Molecule: messenger RNA, 606 nt
Organism: Scheffersomyces coipomensis
Lineage: Eukaryota; Fungi; Ascomycota; Pichiomycetes; Serinales; Debaryomycetaceae
Product: eS28 family ribosomal protein
Exons: 1
Coding region: 154-357 (67 amino acids)
Biological process (GO): ribosomal small subunit assembly; translation; maturation of SSU-rRNA
Cellular component (GO): cytosolic small ribosomal subunit; ribosome
Molecular function (GO): structural constituent of ribosome
Source: RefSeq, a predicted model, not a curated record
GAAGGUCAAAAUUAGACUUUUUUUGUGGUCUUUCAGAGUUGAACAAACAGUGAGAGUGAGAGUGAAAAAUUUUUUACGAUCAUAUAAUUUAAAUAUAUAUAACGUUUCAAUAUAUAUAUAUAACCAUAUUUAAUACAUAACAUAUAAUCAAAGAUGGAUACCAAAACCCCAGUCACUUUAGCCAAAGUUAUCAAGGUCUUAGGAAGAACCGGAUCAAGAGGUGGUGUUACUCAAGUUAGAGUUCAAUUUUUAGAAGAUGCUACUAGAACUAUUGUCAGAAAUGUUAAAGGACCAGUUAGAGAAGAUGAUAUUUUAUGUUUAAUGGAAUCCGAAAGAGAAGCCAGAAGAUUACGUUAAGUCUGUGUUUUAUUCAUUCAUAUACAAUUCAGUCAUUCAUAUUUUUUUUCAUUUCAUAAAUCAUACAAUCAUCAUAAAAAAUCAUUUACAUACACCUUUGUAAUAUAGUCAUAUACAGAAUACAUCAAAGCUUAAAUAUGUUUUAAUUUUAUCUAUCUAUACUAAAGGGCAAUCAAAAGAGAGAUGAUGGAUCAGACUGUAAUGAAUUCAUUACACUGUGAAGUUCUCCCCGGCAAAGAAUAUAAUAUA